UUUAAAAGUAAAAUCUUAAGUUUAUAUUAGACAUUUACCAUUGGACAUAUAUGUCAUCUUUCUUAUCAGGUAUGCAAAUAAAAUGGUAGAUUGAGGCAGAAGGUUGGGUCAAUGAUCUGGGAUAUUCCUCUUUCUUGUUUAUAUGACAUACUGAGGCUAAAUGUUAGGAUUUGGAAAAAUAGCCUAUACACCAUUCUCUUUUUCCGAGACUAAGCUUUUCAUUCACAAGGGGUAUUAAGACAUCAUAAAUGGAAGUAGAGGAUUUUCACUUAGAAUAAGUGAUUAUUAUACUUGUUUUAGUUGGCCCUCUUCCAUCGCCAUGCUAUUUCUAUGGAUCAUUGCUUGUUACAGAGAUCUCUUGUUUUCCCUUUUGAUAAAGACAAGGGACAAACUAUGGUUUGGACAAAUGAGAAGCACAACUCUUAUCUUGAUUUCUUAGAAGAACCAUUUGUUAAGCAGUUGCAUUAUUCUAGGAGUUUGCAUGGCUGUCAUCCACAAGUGGGAAUGUGGAAGCAAUGUCCAUUCCCACAACAGUCAGAAGAAGGACAUAAUUCUUCUCAUCAGUUUUCGAUACUACAAGAUGACUGUGGCCAGAAGAUGAACUAUAAGAGUAAUGACCUUCUCUUGGAAAGCACGGUUGAAUCUGGUUCUGUGGUGGAAAGUCCAAGGUUACAUAAUUUUACAUCUGCAGGUAAAAGCAUCGUAACAACAUUUUCUGUUCCAAGAGAAAUUAUGGUUCCCAAUAAUGGAAUCAACUUGAGAAGUAAUAAAAACUUUUCUUGUAAAUCAACAGUAAACUCAGAGCAGAAUCCCAUCACUGAUUCAUGCAAUCACAGCUUGCGAAGCUGCACUGCUGGAAAAUCUACUUAA
Messenger RNA from Hibiscus syriacus, 870 nucleotides. RefSeq lists its product as uncharacterized. The record is from RefSeq and is a predicted model, not a curated record. Bases 331 to 870 code for a protein of 179 amino acids. The transcript is spliced from 3 exons. Gene Ontology annotation, biological process: regulation of circadian rhythm; response to cold. NCBI's taxonomy places the organism in Eukaryota, Viridiplantae, Streptophyta, Magnoliopsida, Malvales, Malvaceae.